Thlaspi arvense is the source of this 417-nucleotide messenger RNA. The record is from the annotation of a GenBank genome assembly. NCBI's taxonomy places the organism in Eukaryota, Viridiplantae, Streptophyta, Magnoliopsida, Brassicales, Brassicaceae.
AUGAUGAAUGCGAAGAUGAUGAAUGUUAGCGAAACAGAAGCAGUACCAUGCGCCGGAGGCUGUGGACUCUUCGGCACCCGAAAGAACAACAAUCUAUGCUCCCUCUGCUACAAAGAGAGUGUCCGUAAACAACUGGCCGCUCUCAGACUCGAACCCGAGACCAAGCCAUCAACGGUUUGCCCUCCUACUAGUAGUCCCGUCGCUGCGGAAGAACCUGUCGUAAUCAAACAGAGAUGCGGCAAGUGUCAGAGGAAGGUUGGGAUGUUGGGUUUCAACUGCAAAUGCGGACACAUGUUUUGCGGUUCCCAUCGAUAUCCGGAGGAGCAUUCUUGUCUCUUCGAUUUCAAACAAUCUGGGCGGCUUGACUUGGCCAGACAGUUGCCUUUGAUCAGAGCAGAGAAGUUGCAGAGGAUUUAG